Planococcus citri (citrus mealybug) is the source of this 852-nucleotide messenger RNA. RefSeq lists its product as uncharacterized. The record is from RefSeq and is a predicted model, not a curated record. Gene Ontology annotation, molecular function: oxidoreductase activity, acting on a sulfur group of donors, disulfide as acceptor. Bases 91 to 732 code for a protein of 213 amino acids. The transcript has 4 exons. Lineage: Eukaryota; Metazoa; Arthropoda; Insecta; Hemiptera; Pseudococcidae.
ACCAUCAACAACCAUGUAUGAUUUUACAACGCAUACACAAUACCUAGAUAGUGAUACCGUACAUUCAACUUGACCAGACGAGGCACAAUCAUGUUCGUGAAAUUAGCCGUUUUCGGACUUUUGUUUGGGGUAAUUUUUCAAUCCGACGCGAAUGGUGAACAUAAUGAACAGAGCGAUAAGGAUUUGACUGUGGUUAUUUCUUUUGAGAGUUUCGAAAUUGACGCAGAAGACUUUUUCAAAAAACAGCUGGAUCCAGUUUUCAAUGAAUUAUCAAAAUGUGUCACGUGGCAUUUCGUACCUUGUUCUUGUUCUCGUAUUGUAGACGAAGUGUUACAAUGCGUGAACGGAGUUGGAGAGUGUCAAAUUGAUGUACUGUACGCUUGCGCGGCUCAUUACUACGAAAAUGAUCAAAUCAAGCUGGGUAAUUUUUUCAUAUGCAUGAUGACCGACAGUAAUAAAUUCAUCAAAGGAGAAUGGUGUGCUAAAAAAGCGUGUUUAGAUUGGAACCUAUUGAAAGCGUGUAAGCCAUCGGAGCAAGCUGGCCAAUUUUGUAAUAAUAGGUAUAAACAGCUGCAAGAUAUUCACGCUAAAGGUAUGCCCGGAGUUAUAUUCAAUUGGAGGUUUAACGAGCAAACUCAGGCUGCAGCCCAAACUAAUUUGAAAUCCGCGGUUUGCGAACGUCUGCAAAAAAUAGGCAAAACAUGCGACGCGUGUUCAAAUUGCAGUGGUUAAAAUCAAGGUUGAUUCGAUGUGAAGUUCUUUUUUCAUGUUUAUAAAGCUAUUUUAUUGUAGGUAUAUUGUACAUAUUUGAUGCGUCUGUUUUAAAUUCGAAGAAAACAAAUGAAAAGUUUU